Molecule: messenger RNA, 1124 nt
Organism: Saccostrea echinata
Lineage: Eukaryota; Metazoa; Mollusca; Bivalvia; Ostreida; Ostreidae
Exons: 7
Coding region: 322-876 (184 amino acids)
Source: RefSeq, a predicted model, not a curated record
ACUACCAGUAUAUGACCUCACCUAAACCCGGAUAUUGUAUGCAAGAUUAUGUAAACAACACGGUAAAAUCCACAAGAAAUGUCUACAUGUUGAACAGCACAGACUAAUAUUUUGAAACCCAUUUGAAGGACAAUAUUUCUAAAUUUCUCAAGGAUACGGGCUUAGAGAUUCCUGUGUAUCCCUGACUGAUGGACUUGUAUACACACAGCUAGACUACCGUGUAAACUUUUAAAAAAUACAACUCGAGAAAAAUGGUCGACACUCUCUUACACAGAGCCCGUCUAACAAGUUAGCCAUGCAGCCUGAGUUACAAGGGCCGUCAUGUAUAACAAUGGAUCUUCUCAUGUGACCCUAACACCAGAGAGCGUCCGGGAUACAUCUGUUGACGAUGUCUUGGUCUUUGUACUCGUUUUUGUCUCAGCUUUGGUGUUAAUCUUCAUCGUGUGUAGUGCAUACAAAAUCAGGGAAUGGUACAGGACCCGGAAUGGCGACACGGGCAUCCCUGUUGACCUUCCUGAACAUGCUGACAACCCCCCUCCAUACCCGGGGAAAUUAUCUAGAACAAACAUCAAUUACCUCCCCUCCUAUAACUCUGCUGUCCAGAUGCCGGUCAUAUCGGCUGUGACAGGGGAGUCCACUGAAUGUCCAGUGGAUACAAGAACGAACCAGCGGCUGUCAAGUGAAGGAGAAAAACUAACUGUUCUCCCGCUGCGGGACAAUGCAUCUCAAACAAUGAUUAGGACAGAGGAGUCCCGAAUGACUUCUCUUACCAGCCCAGAGAUAGCUACCCAAGUACAAACCAACACCUUCCACCCCUCCAUAGAAAUAUCAGACUACUCCAGCGAUUCCUGCUCACCAGUUGUCUUCACACUAUAGAAAAUACAGAUCAAAAAUUUCGGUCAGAUUUCCCCUCCCCGACACGAACUACGUACAGUUUACUGAUGUACACUACAAGAAACAGUGAGCCGAGAAAUCAUCUUUCAUUUUUUUACUUUAUCUUGAAUAUAAGUAUUAACUAUGUGUACUUCAAGUGCCAUAUGUUAUCUAUUACCAUUAUGUAAUACUCUAUGAUGUAUAGUUAUGUAUACACUGUAUGAUACUGUAGAUAAAUGGAUGAUUAAAAC